Messenger RNA from Pteronotus mesoamericanus, 4127 nucleotides. RefSeq names its product protein-L-isoaspartate (D-aspartate) O-methyltransferase domain containing 2 (gene PCMTD2). Gene Ontology annotation, molecular function: protein-L-isoaspartate (D-aspartate) O-methyltransferase activity. NCBI's taxonomy places the organism in Eukaryota, Metazoa, Chordata, Mammalia, Chiroptera, Mormoopidae. Gene Ontology annotation, cellular component: cytoplasm. Bases 860 to 1945 code for a protein of 361 amino acids. The transcript is spliced from 6 exons. Gene Ontology annotation, biological process: protein modification process. The record is from RefSeq and is a predicted model, not a curated record.
ACGGCACGACAGCGAGCCCGGUGGUCGCAGGUCCGACCUUCGUGGCGGGAGCGCGCGCGCGGCAGCCCAGAUGCGUCGGGAGGACGCGGCGCGUGUCCUGUGAGCUCCGGUUUUGCAGACGAGGAGUCUCGUGUCUCCCGUGCCCGUCGGCCGGCGGUGCGGUUGGGGUCCUUCCCGGCUCACCUGUCGCGGGAGCUGUCCUGUCCUUGUUUUCCUUGAGAAGUGGUGUUCCCCUUGGAAGGCGUGGGCCCCGGCAAGUGCCCGAGCAGCUGCGGGCCUGGACGGUACCCCACGCGUCAGGAACGGCGAGGCCCGUCCGGUGCAGCUGCCGAGAAGCUCCUUGCGUCCCUUUGUCCAGUCGGAUGUGAAUGGACAGGAGACCCAGCGUUGGUCUGGCAGAGACCCCGGUGACGCUGUGGUGGCUUUGGCGGCAUGAAGACGGAUCACGUGGGUCAGGGAUCAGCGGUGACGGUUCUCAGUGUGGAGGGAGCGAUGCAAAGUCAGUAAACAUUCAGCCCGCGAGGGCGCUGCUGCCUUGAGAAUCGUUAAAACCUGCGUUUGUCCGGCGCCGGUCUUGGGUUUGAAUUCCAGGCCAACUGACGCGGGACUGACUGUCGGGGAAGCAACUGCUUGGUUCCCGGUUUGCCUGAUUGUGUUGUGGCGCCACAAUGAGGUCGCGACGGACAGGGGGUGCCUGUGAAAAGGGUGUAGCUAUUUUUACCCAGAACGAAGCAGAACAAAAAAAACCAGCCUCGGCAUAUGGAGUAAAUUUUCGCAGUGAGGCAAAUUUGAAGAGAAGCGAUAGUGCGGAGCACAGAGCAGAUCUGCCCGACGUGCAGCGCUGCCGCGGCGCCCGGCGAUGGGCGGGGCCGUGAGUGCCGGCGAGGACAACGACGAGCUGAUAGACAACCUGAAGGAGGCGCAGUGCAUCCGGACGCAGCUGGUGGAGCAGGCCUUCCGGGCCGUCGACCGCGCAGAUUACUACCUCGAGGAGUUCAAGGGAAACGCGUACAAAGACCUGGCGUGGAAGCAUGGCAACCUGCACCUGUCGGCCCCCUGCAUCUACUCGGAGGUGAUGGAAGCCCUGGACCUGCAGCCCGGGCUCUCAUUCCUGAACCUGGGCAGCGGCACCGGCUACCUCAGCUCCAUGGUGGGGCUCAUUCUAGGCCCUUUCGGGGUGAACCAUGGCGUGGAGCUCCACCCCGACGUGAUCGAGUACGCGAAGCAGAAGCUAGACUUCUUCAUCAGGACCAGCGACAGCUUCGACAAGUUCGACUUCUGUGAACCCUGCUUCGUGAGCGGCAACUGCCUGGAGAUCGCGCCGGGCCGCUGCCAGUACGACCGGGUGUACUGCGGCGCGGGCGUGCAGAGGGAGCACGAGGCCUACAUGAAGAGCCUCCUCAAGGUGGGCGGCAUCCUGGUCAUGCCGCUGGAGGAGAAGCUGACGAAGAUAACACGCACCGGCCCCGCCGCCUGGGAGACCAAGAGGAUCCUGGCCGUGUCCUUCGCUCCGCUGGUCCAGCCGCCCCGCUCGGAGCCGGGGGGCUCGAGGCUCGUGCAGUUGCCCCCCCUGGCCGUCCGCAGCCUCCAGGACCUCGCGCGCAUCGCCGUCCGGGCCGCGGUGAAGAGAACCAUGCGCCAGGAAGCAGCGAGCGGACCGGGGAGGGGGCUGAGGACCACGCCCAGGUGCAAGCGGAGGAGAGUUCGGCGCCGUCGCAUGGAAACCAUCGUCUUCCUGGACAAAGAGGUCUUUGCCAGCCGGAUCUCCAGCCCGGCCGAGGACCCCGGCGGGGACGGCCUGGACGAGGAGCAGCGCGAGGAGGAGGAGCAGCGCCUGGCGGAGGCGAAGCCCGAGCCCCCGGUGAACCUCCUGAGGGAGAAGGUCCUGAGCCUGCCCCUGCCGGACCCCCUGAAGCACUACCUGCUGUACUACAGGGACAAGUGAGGGCGGCGCGGGCUGCCGGAGCAGGGCGCGCCCUGUCUGCACGGCUCGGCUUCCUGUGCGACCUUAGUUUCCGUCUAGAAUUUUCAUUAAAUGGUAGGAUUUCUUAAAUUGUAAUCUGACAGAUGUAAGUAUGUGGGAGAAUGUGUCCUUGAAAGGGAUGGAGUCUCUCAGGGGAAGGUGUUUCCUUCCAGCUCCUGCGAAGCACGGGGACAGGCGUGACCAUGCCUCGCGCGGCGCGCAUCCGGGCCCCCGGGGCCCGCGAAGGGGGUGCUGCCCUGGGCUGUGUGUGAGACGCGAAGGGGGCCCAGGGUUACACGUGUGCGGAGGCCUCUCCGGGUGGGACGCGCCGGCGUUUCAGCGACUCAAUGCCUGGCCCCGAGGCCCACGAGCCCCGCCUUUUGGGAGCGGGAACGCGAUCGGGGACCCUCUUUCUUUGUAAGUAAAGGGUGGAACCCUUAGGGGAGUUGUCAGCUGUAUUUUUUUUCAAAUAGUCUUAGGGAAGAAGGAAUAAGAGUAUCACACCACCAGAUGUGGUUUAGGAGCCCCCGGAAGACCCCCAGGGAACCCUUUCCCUGCCCUUUUAUUACCUUUAGAAGAACCGCUGUCCCGUAAAACCCAGGCGAGGACGUCCUGAGGGAGCAUCCCAGCGCAGGCCCGGAGCCGCCUGGCGUCCGCCCGGUGGCGGGCAGGGCUGAGGGGGGAGCGUGUCCGCAGAGCCCGCGGGGGGCGCUCCCUCUGUGGGUGGAUCGAGACUCUGACAGACGACCUCGGCUUUUUCUUUUUUUGAACUUCAGUUGGCUCUUUUUCUCUACUGACUAAUUAGAAUACUGUUCCAUAGAUUUUAUCUUUUAUAAUUCUGGAAAAAAUACUUGUUUUGUAAUUCUUCUUGAGAAUAAAUAUGCGUGUUUGACUGGCUCCCCUGCGGCGGAGCAGCUGCGCUCGCGGCGACUCUGUGAGGCUGGUCCCCAGGCCUCGUGCGUCCACAGCUUCGUGUCUGAUCGAGGUCGGGUCCCGGGCAGAAGGGGGUCCUGUCAGUCUCGUUAUGUCGUGUCAUCUGAAACGUUGGUUCUUUUUCAAGCUUUUUUAUCCAAAGAAGGGAACAGUAUGAGCGUUAACAGUCAGCCCACACUCAGAGAGCUGCUACGGGGCUCACCGCCCGGAAUCGGUGGCGAGUGUCGCCCCUCGGCCCCUUGGCUGCGGCUGAGGGCCAGUGUCUGUGGUUUCAACAGCGUCACCCAGCUCUGGUUACUUUUUACCUGUUUGCGUUUUUAAGGGACUGAACCACCUUUGUCACAGGAUGCCGUGUGCACGCGUAGCUUGGGAAACGUGUGUGUGGUCCCCGGUUGGUAAAUGGAAGCUGUUGUGAAGGAGGCUGUGUCCUCACUGUGCUCCCUGGCCCGCGGCCCGGAGUCGGGCGGGAUGUGUUUACUGGCGGAUGCGCCGUAGCUUGACGUUAUUCUAAUCGCUCUGUAGAGGCCUCGAUAUACAAGGACAUGUUUGGACAUAAUAUUAAAUACAUGGUACCUGUGAAAUCUGUAAUGUUACCUGCCUAAAUUUGUUUCCUAUGAUCGUAUAUGGAUUUCAUUUAUUUUAAACCAUGUUUGCCUGGUAGAAAGGCAAUACGUAAGACAUGAUUUUCCCUGUAUGUGUUAAACUGUUUCUAACAUCUUGUAAUUACAUGUCAGUUAUUUUUUGACCGGAAUUUGGUUAAAAACUACGAAGAUAUAAUAUAUAUGCAAUAGUUUGGUGUUUACCUUAGAAACAUGAGGAGAAUUGUGAGUGGGUCUUCCCGUGCACCUGAGUCACCAGGCUCCGUGAGGGUCCGGCUUGUGUCCAGGCGGACGGAUCCUACGUGGCCUGUGCCGUCAGCGAGCUCCGGUGUGUGAACCACGUUCUAGACAACGGUGGACCAUUAUGUUCCGAAUAGUCUGUAUUUUUAUAUGUGACUUCUGUCUCAAAAGUAGUAAAGCCAUAGAAAUGUACAAAACAAAUGUAAAAUUUAUAAACAUUAAGUAUGUAAUGUAAAAAUUAACUGUGUAUGUAAAAAUGUUGUUGCCAGUCUAGGAUUUUCAGGGGUCAAUGUGAGACAUUUGAAGCAGAUUUCCGUGAGCUGAUGUUACACGUGAAUACAUACGAGAGAUCAAUAAAGGCAGUUGAGACAUGUUAACCAUCUUAGCCUCUG